UGUCAAAAACAUGUACAAUGUUGUCUGAAUUGAAUAGGUUAAUUUCGUCAAUUAUUAUGGUUUAAAUUUUUAUGUUUAUUUAAAUUGCAAUUUCCAUUACAUAUGGUGUUGUGGAAUGGUAAAUGAAUAUUUACACUAAUUCAUAGACUUAACUGAAAUAGUCUAAUAGUGAAAAAUGUCUAAAAAUAAAUUAUUUGAAGAAGAUUCCGACGAAGAAGUUUCAUUUAAAACUGAAAAUGAAUACGCAAAGAAAUACGACGCAUGGCGCGAAAAGGAGGAAAUGCAUAAAUUGGAACAGAAGUAUGGUUCAAAAGCAUUAGACGGUAAUGCAUCGGCAACAUCUGACAGUGAAGAUGAAAGUGAUGAGCAGCUGGAAGUCAAUGAGGAAACGGAGAAACAGUUCCUCAAAACCCUUGCACUGCUAAAAACUAAAGACCCAAGGAUAUAUGAUACAAAUUAUACAUUUUUUGAUGAUGAGGUGAAAAAAGAAACAGAAAAGGAGACCAAAACAAAAACGUUGACAUUUGCUGACAGUGAUGAUGAUGAUGAUGAGAAUGACGGCAAUAUAUUUAGUAUUGAGAAGAAAUGCGAAGUUAAUGUGGAGAAUAAUGGAGAAGAUGACAAUAGAAAAAAUCAAAAGGGUGGCAAACUAAAGGACUACCUAAUUGGUAAAGCCAAGCACAUAGAUGAUGAAGCCGAGAAAGAUUUGGAACCCCUGAAGGCAUUGUGGUCAGAUCCCAAAUUGAAUGAUGGUGAAGCUUUCCUCAGAGACUACAUACUAAAUAAGAAAUAUUUAGACGAUGGUGAUAUUGGUGACGCUGCAGAGCAGAUGCGUGACGAUGAAGACCUAGAAGCUGAUGAGAAGAUGGUGGAAGAGCAGGGCAAGUUUGAGAGGGCCUACAACUUCCGGUUCGAGGAACCUGAUGAGGAAUAUUUGAAAAGAUUCCCGCGCACAAUGAACUACAUCCGGCCCAAGGAUGACCGGCGCGCACGGAAACGAGCUGAAGUGCGCACCCGCAAGGAAGAGGAGAAGAACAAGAAAAUGGAAGAGAUCGCGCGGCUGAAGGCGCUCAAACUGAAAGAGAUACAGGAGAAGAUCGCUAGGAUCAAAGAGGUUACGGGAAAUGAAGAUCUCGCCUUUGAGGAGCAAGACAUCGAGGGUGACUUCGACCCUGAGGAACACGAUCGCCGCAUGCGCGCAUUGUUCGACGAAGAAUACUACGGAGAAGCAGAUACGGAGAAACCAAGAUUCCCCGACUUGGAUGAAGAACUUGAGAUUGAAAACUGGGACAAAUAUGAGACAGACAAUCAAGACGAACAAAAGUACGGUGAUGCUGUACCACAUUGUGAAGAUGAUGAUUUCAAUAUGGACGCCGAUUAUGACCCGAAACAAGCCAGAGCGAACCUCCUUGAAGAAAUCCAACAGAGUUUGGUUAAAAAACGUCGCAAUCGGAAGCGAAAAUCCAAGCUUCACCAUCUUCUUAACGUGAAGAAACCCAAGUUUAUCCCAACUACAGCGGAGAAAACAUAUGCUGAGUAUAUGGAUGAGUAUUACAAGAUGGACUGUGAGGAUGUUAUAGGCGGUGAUCUGCCCACUAGGUUUAAAUACAGAGAAGUCGUGCCGAAUGAUUAUGGAUUGACUAUUGAGGAGAUUCUGCUAGCAGACGACAAAGAACUGACACAGUGGGUGCCUCUGAAGAAGAUAGUGAAGCACCGACCGGAAAACGUGGAGCGAGGAGAGGUGAAGACGUAUGCACAACGCGCACAGGACCAUCGCCUUAAGAAAAAGAUGCUGCCCAGCUUGUUCCAGGACUUACCUGAGGAGCCAGAAAUCGUAGUGCCUGUCCAAGAAGGCACUAAAAAGAAGAAAAAGAAAAAGGGUAAAAAUAAAGAUGUAUCUCUUGAAGAAAGUCAACAGGAUGACAAAACUAAUGAUGUCAAUGUAUCUAAUUCUGAUAGAGGUGCUAAUGAUAAUGAAUCUGAGAAUGACAAUAAACCUAAUAAUGUUACUACAUCUAAUUCUGAUAAACAUAGUAAGAAAAAGAAAAAACGUAAAGAAAAAGUUGCUGAAGAAACUGGAAAGGAACUCGUAGAAAAUAAUGAUGUAGAAAAAAUAAAUGAUUUUAGUAAUUCAAAUCAAAAUUUAACAGAUGUUAAUGAUAAACUACAUAAUGGAAAUGAUAAACGAAAGAAAAAGAAUAAGAAACUUAGCAACAGUUUUAGUGAUAAUAUUCAUAUAGAAACCAUGAAUUCUAAUGAAAAAGUGAAAAGUAAAAAGAAACGUAAGGAUGGAUUUAUUGUGGAAUCCAUAACUAAUGUAGAGCCUAGUCAAGUAAGUAAUGGCACGAUAUUAGAUACACCACGAAAAAAUGAUAUUAAAAAUGAAAGUGGCACUUUAAAACGUAAACUAGAUUCAAAUACAAAUAAUCAGGUGCCAAAUAAAAAGAAAAAGAAGAAAAAUAAACAGACAGAGCUUCCAAAUAAAGACACAUUGAAGAAGGAAUUUAAUAACAAGAAAUCGAAGAAAAAUAAAUUCAAAAAUGAACAGACGCAAAAUAAGUCACCACAGAAUCCCCUUGGCAAAUUGUCGGAUGAAAGGCUAAAAGCGUAUGGAUUAAAUCCUAAGAAGUAUAGAAGUUUCUUGAAAUAUAAGAAAUUUUAAACUAUCGCAAUAUUUGCUAUAUUAUAUAUGUUUAUAAAAUGAACUUGUAAA
Messenger RNA from Achroia grisella, 2713 nucleotides. Its product is annotated as protein KRI1 homolog. Bases 176 to 2662 code for a protein of 828 amino acids. NCBI's taxonomy places the organism in Eukaryota, Metazoa, Arthropoda, Insecta, Lepidoptera, Pyralidae. The record is from RefSeq and is a predicted model, not a curated record. Gene Ontology annotation, biological process: endonucleolytic cleavage in ITS1 to separate SSU-rRNA from 5.8S rRNA and LSU-rRNA from tricistronic rRNA transcript (SSU-rRNA, 5.8S rRNA, LSU-rRNA). The transcript has 11 exons. Gene Ontology annotation, cellular component: 90S preribosome; nucleolus.